This is a messenger RNA of Meloidogyne enterolobii, 1848 nucleotides long. The record is from the annotation of a GenBank genome assembly. Lineage: Eukaryota; Metazoa; Nematoda; Chromadorea; Rhabditida; Meloidogynidae.
CUAAAAGAAGAUAAUCAUUUAAUGUUUUGGAGGAGGAUAAAUUAGUGGAACAGGAAAAAAAGUGAGAGAGAAAGGCCAGUAAAUUGGACAGAAGAAGAAAAUGGUUUGAAUAGUGGACAACAAACACAAAAUAAUUUAUUUGAAAUGUUCUUCUUCUUGUUCCUCUUUUUAAUCAAAACAUUAAAUAUUUAUGCCCAGAAAGAAAAUAAUAUUUUUUCUUCUUCCCAACAACCAAAUAUUAAUCAACAACAACAACAAUAUCCAGAUAUUUCCCCUUUACUUUUUCAAAAUACAAAUAUCGGGAAUGGAGGGUUCUUUGUUAGAGUAAUGCCUACAGGAUUGGCUUAUUUAAGAGAAAUUGGAAUGAAAGUAGUUUCAAUAUUUGGUGCUUAUGUCUCAAAAUAUUGGCCCCCAGUUGAUUAUUCUUUAGAUUUAAUUACUCCAGAUACUUUUACUUGGAGAAUGAGUAAAAUGCAUUUACGUUCAAAUGGAAAUUUUGAGGCUCGUUUAAAUGGGGCUUUACUUUUACCUUCUGUACCUAUACAAGGCCAAUUUGAAUCAUUACUUGGACAUUUAAGUUUAAGUAUUUCUGUUAAAAUGUUUAGAAAUUUACAAGGAUCCCCCCAAGUUCAAUUACUUUUUUGUGCUGCCCAAGUUGGCUAUGUUGAUUUAAAUGUUCGGAAUAGCGGGCCAACAGUAGAACAGCGUAUAUGUCAGAUGAUUGAGGGAAUAAUAAAUAAUGAUUUAAAUUCAAUACUUUUAACAAUGCCUUUAAAAAUUAGAAUAAAUGAACAUCAAUUAGAUUUAAUUGGAAAAAGUUUUGGAAUAAAUACAGAAGAAAAUUUAAAUAAAAAAAGAAGAAAUCGACGACAAAGAAUUCCCCCUCCCCCAAAACCUCCCCCAAAACAACACCAACAAUUAUUUAAUUCCUCUUCCUCUUCAAUUAAUUUAUUAAAAGAAGCAUUUCCCUCCAAUUCUUCUUUACUUAAUUUUAUUUCAAAUUUACAAAAUAAAAAUUUAAUUUUAAAUUUUGCAUUAAUUGACAGUCCUUUUGUUAGUCAAGGAACAAUAAUGAUAAAAUCUUUUGGAGAAAUUUCAUUUAACGGAAUUGGAGAAACUCCUUUUUUUGCUCCAAAUGUUUUAAUUCCUCAACCACAAGGUGUGCAUAUGGCUGAAUUUUUUGGGACUGAUUAUAUUGCUAAUUCAAUGCUUUAUCAUGCAUAUAAACAGAAAUAUAUGGAUAUUAUUGUUGGACCUGAAUCAUCACCUCGUUUAAAAGAUAUAUUAAAAACAACUUGCCAAACAGGUUUUUGUAUUGGAGAAUAUUUAGGUUCAUUGGGACAUCAAUUCCCCGACCGAGAAGUUGAAAUUCAUUAUUCUGCCAAAAAAGCCCCAAUAAUGGUUUUUGUGGAAGGAAAAGCUCGUUUUAGAUUACACGGAAAAAUGGAUUUAGUUAGGCAGUUCUUUAAAUUUAAAAUAAAUAAUCUAAAAAAAUUAAAGUUUGUACGUCCAAAAAAUAUUACACAACAAAAAGAACAAAUUCUUCGUUCAGAAACUACAUUGACUUCGAAUGUAAAUUUAUGGAUAGAAAAAACACAAAUAUUGGGAAAUGCAAGUGUCGAAAAUUUAGAUUUUCGUUUAAUUGAGGCAAAUAUUCACGAUGUCGACCAAAAUACAUUUGGAGAUUUGGGACUUUUUGGAGCAGAAUUUUUAGAAAAACUUUUAACAGAAAUACUUCAAAUGGGGUUAAUAUUGCCUUCAAUGAAAGGAGUUGUUUUGAGAAGUCCAAAGUAAAUUUAAAUAUUUUUAAAUUUAAAUUAAAAAAAAAGAUUAUCAAUUCAUGAACGU